This is a messenger RNA of Henningerozyma blattae CBS 6284, 408 nucleotides long. It is a transcript of the gene SRB6, whose product is annotated as Srb6p. Lineage: Eukaryota; Fungi; Ascomycota; Saccharomycetes; Saccharomycetales; Saccharomycetaceae. Gene Ontology annotation, biological process: regulation of transcription by RNA polymerase II. The coding region runs from base 1 to 408 and encodes 135 amino acids. The record is from RefSeq and is a predicted model, not a curated record. The transcript has a single exon. Gene Ontology annotation, molecular function: transcription coregulator activity. Gene Ontology annotation, cellular component: mediator complex.
AUGAGUAAUCAAGUAUUAAAAGAACGAUUAAACCAAACUAUUGAACUAAUAUCUACUAGAUUAGAAGAAUUGAUUAAAUUAGCUGCUAUUGGAACAUUAAAUCUGGAAGAGGAAGAAGAAAACAGUUAUGGUAGUAAUAAUAGCAGUAAUGCUGGCACUAAUUCCAAUAGUAAUUUGUUAGUUGAAAAUAAUUCGGAAAUUAAUAUCGCCACAACAUCGUUAUCGAUGGUCAAUACACAAACCAUGCAAUUAAUUAAGGGGAUUGAAGAUCUGCUAGUCCUUUCAAGGAAUAUCAAAGAAAAAUGGUUAUUAACACAAAUACCGAAAGAUGAAGAAGAAAAUGAACUAGAUUAUGAGAUGGUAGAGCAACUAUUAGAUGGUUGCAUGAAUGAAUUAAUUGGAGAAUAA